CUUGUCGAACUGCUUACUAAUCAAGUAUUUCAUUAAAAUAGAAGUUUUAAAUUGAAAAAUCACUUGUUAAUAGUAGUAAAACAACAGCUCGGCUAUCUUUCAUUGAGGUUUAUCCACAUUUCAAGCAGACUUGACUAUAUUCUUUCCAGUCCGUGUAAAAUUUUGCCGUCUUGAGGCGAAACAUCAUCAGCAUGCAGACCGACACUGCAGCCCUUCCUGCGGUGCGAAUCCCCGUUGACAAGCCGGUGCGACUGGUCGGCAUCAGCCACAGUAAUAACAGUAAAAGCUUGAUCGACCACGCCUCGUCAGCAGAGAACAUCCACGAAGCCGCGGAGAUUGUCAGCCAGAAUGUGGCUGGAAUACUGGCAGAUGCACAGUACUACAAAACGGGGCAUCUACGAGAGGAAUUGGUAGCCUUGAGACAAGACGUUCAGGAGGUAUCCAGAGACAGAGCCUAUGAAGAAACGCGUGAUAACUAUCACCAUCACUUCUGGAGAGCAGACCAUGAAUCAGAAAAUAAAUAUUUGAUUACCAAGUUAUCUGAAAUAGCGCAUGCCUUGAUUGACUUCAAGGGAGACUGUUGCAAUGUGAGUCGAGGAAGACAGGCUCUGGAUGAAGCCCACCUUGAGACAAUGUGCACCAAACAUCUGUAUGAAAUGAGGAACUUCAGAAGGGAAAUAGCUCCUUAUGUGAACACAGGCAUGGACCGAUCCCGUACAAUACCCCGUCUCGCAGCACCGAUCACCACCGGCUUGGAAUGGCAUGAGUACAUGUCACCGUUGGAUAACCCUGACCGCAGACGUCCGCUUCCGAACGAGUGCACAAUAACGAGAAGAGAAACCAUCCAUCCACGGACCGAUCCCCCAACUGUCAACGGUCACAUAUCAGGGGUCCAUAUCAUCCCGAGUCAGUUUGCUGUCCCGGAUUAUUCUGGGAGACCUGGAGCUAUGAAUUCAGGUACGGAUGCCACGCUGUCCGUGAUGGGACGUUACGGCGGGAGACAGAUGUAUGAGCAAUCCAUCAAUGGCAGGAGACGCCCUCUGGAUCAGCAAGUACAGUCCGUGUCCAGCAGAUACACACACAAAGAUGGUUUCUGUGCAUAGUUCCAACGUCAAGAAGGGAAUAUUUAAGAUUGUAUACGAGUUUUGGUUUUACCCGUGUGUAUUAGAACUGCACACUCGAGCUCUGUGAACAAAAUCAAGGUAAUAAAUACCCGGUUGGGAUUCGAACCCAUAACCUUUGCAAUACUACAGCAGUGUCUAGUAUUGUAGUUUGACAAAGAGGAAACAAAGCGAAUUGGGAGGUUUGGAAGGUCUUACAAUAGAUGGAUUGCACAAGACGUCAUUGACCACCAUCUUUUAUGAAAAACAUAGGAAAAAAUGCACGCGUGUACACGCGGCAAAUCAUUCUCAGCCAAUGAUAGCGUUUUGCACUUGCACGUUUCAUCAUUGAUGACGGUUGGUGCAGGAAGUCUAUUCUGACUAUUCUGCAACCAUCUGUAGUUGGAUUCCCAGUAUCCAGAUGUCAUUGAUAGUUCUUAUCUUAUUUCAUCCCAAGGUGCCAGACUAUUUCCAUCUCCAAGCCUCAUUAUGGAUGUACAUUGGAUUGAAGCGUUCGCUUAUCCUCAUUUUGUAUGUAAUUAUUAAAGUAAACACAAGGUUAAAGUACACAAGGGUAAACCACAAGACCUACAGCGGACAUUAUUUGUCCAGCUAUACUAAAAAAAAUAAAGAAUGAAACAAUUUUAACCUUGAAAUCAUGUGCCAUUUAGAACAUUUGGUUUGGGUGGUCUUUUUAUAAGUAAAUAUAAAUAUUAAUAAACAACAACAAAAAUUCAAUCAUGUAUUUCAAAUUAAAGAGCUGUACAUUUCUAUAAACGUAGUAUGUUGUAACUUUUAUGAAUUCUAAGCUGUUGUAAAUGUGUGCACAACUGAUUGAAUGAUAAUUGCUUACUUGUGAUCAAAUCCUUUACCAGCAUUGACAUGAAAUCAGACAAUACUGUUAUAUUCCAUAUCAUCUGUUAUGAAAUAAAAUGAUAGAUUUGUGACAAAGA
Molecule: messenger RNA, 2053 nt
Organism: Asterias rubens (European starfish)
Lineage: Eukaryota; Metazoa; Echinodermata; Asteroidea; Forcipulatida; Asteriidae
Exons: 5
Coding region: 192-1103 (303 amino acids)
Source: RefSeq, a predicted model, not a curated record